AGUCCGGAUCGUGGUAGAGCGCCGCGUCGCAGUCAUGUGACGUCACGGCAGCGCCACUUUCUGGGGGCUUUCCCCGCCCACCCCGGCACUGUUCUCUCUUUCCGGACCUGGCAGAGCAGGAGGCGCCAUCAUGGGAGUUGACAUUCGCCACAACAAGGACCGAAAGGUUCGGCGCAAGGAGCCCAAGAGCCAGGAUAUCUACCUGAGGCUGUUGGUCAAGUUGUAUAGGUUUCUGGCCAGAAGAACCAAUUCCACAUUCAACCAGGUUGUGCUGAAGAGGUUGUUUAUGAGUCGCACCAACCGGCCACCUCUGUCCCUUUCCCGGAUGAUCCGGAAGAUGAAGCUUCCUGGCCGGGAAAACAAAACGGCCGUGGUUGUGGGGACCAUAACGGACGACGUGCGGGUUCAGGAGGUGCCUAAACUAAAGGUAUGUGCACUGCGCAUAACCAGCCGGGCCCGCAGCCGCAUCCUCAGGGCAGGAGGCAAGAUCCUCACUUUCGACCAGCUGGCACUGGACUCCCCCAAGGGCUGCGGCACUGUCCUGCUCUCCGGUCCUCGCAAGGGCCGAGAGGUGUACCGGCAUUUCGGCAAGGCCCCAGGAACCCCGCACAGCCACACCAAACCCUACGUCCGCUCCAAGGGCCGGAAGUUCGAGCGUGCCAGAGGCCGACGGGCCAGCCGAGGCUACAAAAACUAACCUUGGAUCCCUACCCUCUUAUUAAAAAGAUUUUGAAUGCGGACAGU
Messenger RNA from Rhinopithecus roxellana (golden snub-nosed monkey), 744 nucleotides. It is a transcript of the gene RPL18, whose product is annotated as ribosomal protein L18. The record is from RefSeq and is a predicted model, not a curated record. The coding region runs from base 131 to 697 and encodes 188 amino acids. NCBI's taxonomy places the organism in Eukaryota, Metazoa, Chordata, Mammalia, Primates, Cercopithecidae. Gene Ontology annotation, biological process: translation. Gene Ontology annotation, molecular function: structural constituent of ribosome; RNA binding. Gene Ontology annotation, cellular component: cytosolic large ribosomal subunit; ribosome. The transcript has 7 exons.